UAGUGUACAGGUGCAGAGGGCGUGGUCGGAGCGGGGCUGAGGCAGACAGCAGAGAGGCAGGCAGAGCGCAAGAAAGACAGAAGGAGACGGCGGGGGGAUGUGCGCGUGUUUGUAGAACACAGCGCUGCAGGUACAGCGACAGACGGCGGAUUGUGCUUUCCGUUCCAGCCCUGGAACACCAUCCCCCAAAUUCCGGAGAUCCCCCCCUUCCCCCUGCGAUGUCUGGCGGUGAAGUGCGGGUGCUCCGCCGAGAGGCUGGACAGGAGAGCCCGAGGAUGCCGGCCUGGAAGAGAGAGAUUCUGGAGCGGAGGAAAGCAAAAGGCGGCGGGACCGGAGCAGGUGCAGCGGAGCCGUCCUCGAGCGCGGCCGCAACCCGGCUUAAUGGAGACGUAUCGGGAGAUAGCGGUGCCUCUAAAAACAAAGAGAGUGUGUCCAGCGCCAGUUCAAACAGGAGCUAUACCAUCACUCCGGCAAGCCAGCACUUCGCGGGGAAGCAUGGCAGCGCCUCCGCCUCCCCGGAUCUCUCCCCAGUGAAAUCAAACAAAGACCCCUGGAUUACGAACGACACUGUCGACGCGGAGAAAACCGGCAGAGGACGCGGGGGUGAAGAAGAAAGCCUGGUGCUGCAGGACAGUCUUGGCCCGUUACAGGAGAACCCAUUCAUUAAACUGGAGAAGGAGCGUAAAAGGCGACAGGAUCGCGAGAGCGCCGCUCGGCCGGUUCAGCAUAUAUUGGAGCUUUACGGCGGCGUUCCGGGCAUCCGGACUAUCCGCGCGGAGAACAUCAUUAUAAUAGAGUCUGACCCCGAUUAUUUCCCGGACGGUAGCGGCAUUAAAAGCGGUGCCAAGCUGCAACAGAACGGCACCGUCGGCAGCUACAGUUCCCUGAGUGACCUGGUAGACAGGAGAGGCAGUGCUGUGACCGAGAUCCGCGCCAAGGAGGUGGUCAUUUACGAUUCAGCGCUGAGCAAAAGCGAGGAGAACCUGAGCACGCUGGGCCGCCCGGGCUCCGAGGACGCGCUGGACCUGGGGCAGACCCAGGGCAGGGUGAGCCGCAUGCUGCAGAAGUUCGACCGCAACUACGGGAAGCUUCAGCCCAAGUCGCGCAGCACGGAGAACCUGCUGGACCUGGAAACCGGGCCGGUCAGGCCCUGGGCCCGGCCCAAACCGCAGCCAGAUCAUCAGGUGCCAAAGUCCACGCCGCCGCUGUGCCGCUCGCCGGCCCACAGUCCAGACCGCGCAGAGUCUGGCUCAGUCUUCCAGAGCUCCUCGUCUUCCAAGCCCCACUCCGAUUCCUCUCCGGAGGGGCACGCGAGCGACGGCUCCCCCGCUGGGUCCCCCCAGUCCGUGUCUUCCUACCGGCGGCACUUUGAGAAGGGCGGGGGGAGCGCCGCGCCGGCGAACCACAGGGAGGCGGCAGAGCGGUUCCAGACCCGGCCGCAGAGGCCGCGGGAUUGGCCGACCGCCGCCGAGGGCUCCUCCAGUCCCAGGGCGCCGCGCUCUCCGCCGGAGAGGCGCCGAGCCGCCGCCGCCGCCGCCUCCCCGUCCCCGCCCCCGUCGCCUCCCUCCCCCGGGUUCGAGAUCCGCCCCUCGCCCCGGCCGGACCUGUCGGCGCUGCCGGCCGGGGACAUCCAGGCGCGCGCCCUGGCCAACCUGCGCCUGCAGUCCCGCAACUCCUUCACCGUCAUCCCCCGGCGGCGCGCGGGGGGCGCGGCCUCCCCCGGGAGCACCGCCCCCUCCAGCCCCGUCCAGUCCCCGACCCCCGCCGUCCCGAGGGCGCCGACGGAGCCGCCGGCCGCCGCAGUGCCAACCCCAACCUUCGCCGUGUCUCCGCCCACGCCCCCUACCGCCAAGAAGCAGGAACGGGAAACCGCGGCGGGACUAGCCAAAACGGAACUGUACGAACCGGACGCCCCCCUGGUGCCCGUGUCUCCUUUUCCGCCCUCGGAGCCCCCCCUGGACACCCCCCCGAAGUGGGCGGCGCCUGAACCCGCCGCGCCCGCCGCGUCCUCUGACCACCUACCCGUCACCAACAUCGACGACAUCGAGGUGGAGGCGGGGCAGCCGGGCCCGAGCCCCAUGGUGCAGCGUCGCUCGGGGAACACCUUCACGGUGGUGCCUAAACGCAAGGCCGACCCCCAGCCCGCCCUGCCCGAGCCCCAGGAAGCAGGCCUCCAGACCCCCUCCACGCCACCCCAGGCCCCCUACGCCCAGCUGGGCACCCUGCUGAAGAAGCGCUACCCCGCCGUGGACGAGAUCGAGGUGAUUGGCGGCUACCUGUCGCCUGGCCGCUCCUGCCUCUCCAAGGCCAGCUCCAGCGGGAAAAAGCUGAACAUCUCUUUCAACGAGUCGGCGAGCACCUUCGAGUACCCGUCGGAAAGCAGCCUCUGGGACAGCGAGGAUGAGGAGCGGGAUGGGGAGGAAGAGGAGGACAUGCAGCGUGGAGAGGAAGAGGAGGAGGAGAAAGGCGGGGGGCGAAUGGUCAUCCCCCGGGUCAGCUACACCAGCACCCCAACGGACAGCACCAACGGCAGCGAUCUGUCCAGUUACACUCCCAAGAACUCUGUGGAUUUCAGUGCCUGGCAGGAACACAAACUUGAUCAGCCGUCGUUCCCGGGGGACUCAAAUUCCCAAGGCGCAGAAGUGUCUUCAGAGGAAGUGAUGCUCACCCCGGCCGACGGCUCCUCCCUGUCCGAUUUCAGCAGUGAACCGGCGCUCUACUUCUGACCGGGGCGGGACCGG
Anguilla anguilla (European eel) is the source of this 2741-nucleotide messenger RNA. RefSeq names its product taperin (gene tprn). The record is from RefSeq and is a predicted model, not a curated record. Lineage: Eukaryota; Metazoa; Chordata; Actinopteri; Anguilliformes; Anguillidae. Gene Ontology annotation, molecular function: phosphatase binding. The transcript is spliced from 4 exons. The coding region runs from base 219 to 2726 and encodes 835 amino acids.